UUGGUUGGGCCUGCAAGUUCAGAGACUCUUUGCAACAUCACUCACUACUAUUUAUUUAUACUCCCCACACACACAAACUCUCACUCCAUUCUACCCUUCACAAAAUUGAAAUUCCACACCACAGCGAUUCCCAAUCGCAAACCCUUUCUUCUCGAUUUCGUUUCGCUACGAAUGUGUAUGCACCCACCCCCUUCUCUCUCAUCUCUCAGAAACUCAUAAUCGAGAAAUUGAGGUGAGAUGCAAGCCGUGAGAUCAAGCUGGCCUUCCAGGCUGCGCCAACUUCUGUCAAGCGAGGGCGCUAUGGGUCCUUCCAUCAAACCGGACUCGGAACCUCCUGCUAAGAUCAAAGCCUUCAUUGACAAGGUCAUCCAGUGUCCAUUACAAGAUAUAGCUAUACCCCUCUCUGGCUUUUUGUGGGAGUACAAUAAGGGGAAUUUUCAUCACUGGAGGCCAUUGUUUCUUCAUUUUGAUACAUAUUUCAAGACAUAUUUGUCGUGUCGAAAUGAUCUCACAUUGUCUGACAAUCUAGAAGAUGAAUUGCCAUUACCAAAACAUGUAAUUCUGCAAAUACUACGGGUGAUGCAAAUAAUUUUAGAGAACUGUCCAAACAAGAGUGCAUUUGAUGGCUUAGAGCAUUUCAAGCUUUUACUAGCAUCGACGGAUCCUGAGAUUGUUAUUGCUGCACUAGAAACUCUUUCCGCACUUGUUAAAAUAAACCCAUCUAAACUUCAUGGAAGUGCGAAGAUGGUUGGCUGUGGUUCAGUGAAUGGCUAUCUCCUGUCCCUAGCACAGGGGUGGGGAAGCAAGGAGGAGGGCCUUGGAUUGUACUCUUGUAUUAUGGCAAAUGAGAAAGCCCAAGAAGAACCACUUUGUUUGUUUCCUUCUGAUGUAGAGAAUGGUAGCGACCAAUCCAAUUGCCGCAUCGGUUCUACCCUUUAUUUUGAAGUGCAUGGACCGAGUGCCCCAACCAAGGAACAAAGUGUAGAUAGUACAGUUACCCCAAACUUGAGAGUAAUACACAUGCCAGAUAUGCAUUUGCACAAAGAAGAUGAUUUGUCAUUGUUGAAGCAAUGCCUUAAGCAGUACAGUGUUCCUCCUGAGCUCCGAUUUUCAUUGCUUACAAGAAUACGAUAUGCUCAUUCCUUCCGGUCUAUGAGAAUAAGCAGGCUUUAUAGCAGGAUUUGCAUUCUUGCUUUCAUUGUGUUGGUCCAAUCCAGUGAUGCUCAUGAUGAGCUUGUGUCCUUUUUUGCUAAUGAACCAGAAUAUAUGAAUGAAUUGAUUAGAGUUGUCCGAUCUGAAGAAACCAUAUGUGGAUCUGUCAGAACACUUGCAAUGCUUGCAUUAGGAGCUCAGUUAGCAGCAUAUACAUCAUCUCAUGAACGGGCACGGAUACUUAGUGGAUCUAGUAUGAAUUUUACUGCAGGGAACCGCAUGAUACUCCUGAAUGUGCUUCAGAGGGCUAUUUUGUCAUUGAAGAGUUCUAAUGAUCCAUCUUCUCUUGCUUUUGUUGAGGCACUUCUUCAGUUCUAUCUGCUGCAUGUGGUGUCAACCUCUUCUUCUGGAAGUAAUAUUAGAGGUUCCGGCAUGGUACCCACAUUCUUGCCUCUGCUGGAGGAUUCUGAUCUUGCACAUAUUCAUCUUGUUUGUUUUGCAGUGAAAACCCUUCAGAAACUUAUGGAUUAUAGUAGCUCAGCUGUAUCUUUGUUUAAAGAGUUGGGAGGUAUUGAGCUUUUGGCUCAAAGAUUGCAGACUGAGGUUCACAGGGUUGUUGGUUUUGCUGGUGAAAAUGAUAAUGUAAUGGCCAGUGGUGAAAGCCUAAGACAUAAUAGUGAUCAGCUUUACUGUCAGAAGAGGCUCAUAAAAGUAUCCCUUAAGGCACUUGGUUCUGCAACAUAUACCCCUGCUAACUCUACCAGAUCUCAACACUAUCAUGACAGUUCAUUACCUGCAACUCUGAUCUUGAUUUUUCAGAAUGUAAAUAAGUUUGGAGGCGAUAUUUAUUACUCAGCUGUUACUGUUAUGAGUGAAAUAAUCCACAAAGAUCCUACAUGCUUUUCUGCUUUACAUGAAAUGGGUCUUCCGGAUUCUUUUUUAUCUUCAGUUAAAUCUGGAAUACUUCCUUCAUCAAAGGCUUUGACAUGCAUUCCAAAUGGCCUUGGGGCAAUUUGUCUUAAUGCUAAAGGCUUAGAGGCUGUCAGAGAAACUUCGUCCCUGCAGUUCCUUGUUGACAUCUUCACAAGUAAAAAGUAUGUCUUAGCCAUGAAUGAGGCAAUUGUUCCUUUGGCAAAUUCUGUAGAGGAGCUUCUACGGCAUGUAUCUUCAUUAAGAAGUACUGGUGUUGACAUUAUCAUUGAAAUCAUCCAUAAGAUUGCAUCCUUUGGAGAUGGAACUAGUACAGGAUCUUCAGGAAAAGCUAUUGAGGGUUGUGCAAUGGAAACAGAUUCCGAAGACAAAGGAAGUGGAAGCCAUAGCUGCCUUGUAGGCACAGCAGAUUCUGCUGCUGAAGGGAUAAGUGACGAGCAAUUUGUUCAGCUAUGCAUUUUUCAUUUGAUGGUAUUGGUUCAUCGGGUUAUGGAAAAUUCUGAAACAUGUCGGCUAUUUGUGGAAAAAUCAGGAAUUGAGGAUUUACUGAAGCUGUUAUUACAACCCACUAUUGCACAAUCCUCAGAUGGCAUGUCUAUUGCUUUACAUAGCACCAUGGUGUUUAAAGGUUUUGCUCAACAUCACUCCACUCCUCUGGCACGUGCAUUUUGUUCUGCUCUUAGAGAGCAGUUGAAGAUAGCAUUAACUGGGUUCCGUGUAGCUCCAGGACUUUUGUUGCUGGAUCCUAGGAUGACGACAGAUAGCAACAACAUCUUUUCUUCACUCUUCCUGGUUGAGUUCCUUCUCUUUCUUGCUGCAUCAAAAGACAACCAUUGGACUGCUUUACUUACAGAAUUUGGAAAUGGCAGUAAGGAUGUUCUAGAAGAUGUUGGACGUGUCCACCAAGAAAUUUUAUGGCAAAUUUCUCUACUGGAAGAUACAAAGCUUGAGAUUGAGGAUGAUGGUGCUUGUUCUUCUACUGAUUCUCAACUGGGGGAAGUGGAUGCAAAUGAAACUGAUGAUCAAAGGCUCAAUUCAUUCAGGCAAUUUCUUGAUCCGUUACUAAGAAGGAGGACUUCAGGAUGGGGUAUAGAAUCACAGUUCUUUGACCUUAUUAACCUGUAUCGAGAUUUGGGCAGAGUUACUGGUUCUCAACACCGAUCCAAUUCUGUUGGUUCUGCAAACAGGCGGUUAGGUUCCAAUAAUCAGUUGCAUCAUUCUGGGUCAGUAGAUGUUUCUGGGGUUACUAAUAAGAAGAAACAUGACAAGCAGAGGACAUAUUAUGCCUCUUGUUGUGACAUGGUCAGAUCACUUUCAUUUCAUAUUACCCAUUUGUUCCAAGAGUUAGGAAAAGUAAUGUUGCAACCUUCUCGCCGACGUGAUGACAUUGUGAAUCCUAGUCCUGCUUCAAAAUCAGUGGCGUCUACUUUUGCAAGCAUUGCUCUAGAUCACGUGAGUUUUGGCGGUCAGAUAACUGAAGCAUCCAUAUCAACAAAAUGUCGCUAUUUUGGCAAAGUCAUUGAUUUUGUUGAUAGUAUUCUAAUGGAGAGACCAGAUUAUUGCAAUCCCAUUCUACUAAAUUGCUUGUAUGGUCGUGGAGUCAUUCAAUCUAUAUUGACCACAUUUGAAGCCACUAGUCAGUUGCUGUUUGCAGUUAAUCGGACCGCUGCAUCACCCAUGGAAACUGAUGAUGGGAAUGCAAAGCAUGAUGACAAGGAAGAUACAGAUCAUUCAUGGAUUUAUAGCUCUUUAGCUAGCUAUGGCAAAUUUAUGGACCAUCUAGUGACCUCCUCUUUUGUAUUAUCUUCUUCAACAAAACACUUACUUGCACAGCCCCUUACAAGUGGUGAUACCCCUUUCCCACGAGAUGCAGAGAUGUUUGUGAAGGUCCUCCAAUCUAUGGUGUUGAAGGCCGUCCUUCCACUUUGGACCAAUCCUAAGUUUGUUGACUGUAGCCAUGAAUUUAUUUCAACUGUUAUCUCUAUCAUUAGGCAUGUUUUUUCAGGGGUUGAAGUAAAAAAUGUUAAUGGCAGCGGCAGUGCUCGUAUUACUGGGCCUCCUCCUAAUGAAACCACAAUUUCAACCAUUGUAGAAAUGGGGUUUUCCAGGUCUAGAGCAGAAGAAGCUUUGAGGCAAGUUGGGUCAAAUAGUGUGGAGUUGGCGAUGGAGUGGUUGUUUUCCCAUCCUGAGGAAAUGCAAGAAGAUGAUGAACUUGCUCGUGCACUCGCCAUGUCCCUUGGGAACUCUGAAUCAGACACUAAGGAUGCUGCUGCAAAUGACAGUGCUCAACAGCUUGAGGAAGUCAUGGUCCAACUUCCUGCUGUUGAUGAGUUGUUAUCAACUUGCAUAAAACUUCUACAAAAGGAACCUCUUGCUUUCCCUGUCCACGACUUGCUUGUCAUGAUAUGCUCUCAGGAUGAUGGGAAAUAUAGAUCUAAUGUUGUUACUUUUAUUGUUGACCGGAUCAAGGAAUGUGGACUGGUUUCUAGUGAUGUAAAUAAUUCCAUGCUGGCUGCCCUGUUUCAUGUUCUUGCUUUGAUUCUUAAUGAGGAUGCUGUUGCACGGGGUGCUGCUUCAAAAAGUGGUUUGGUCAAAGUUGCCUCAGAUAUUCUAUACCAGUGGGAUUCUAAUCUUGAUAAUAGGGAGAAACACCAGGUGCCAAAAUGGGUCACUGCUGCUUUUCUUGCAUUGGACAGACUGUUGCAAGUAGAUCAAAAAUUGAAUUCUGAAAUUGUAGAGCAGUUGAAGAAGGAAGCUGUGAACAGUCAGCAGACAUCAAUUGCCAUUGAUGAAGAUAAGCAACACAAAUUGCACUCUGCAUUGGGACUGUCUUCCAAGUUUGCAGAUACACAUGAGCAGAAAAGGCUUGUUGAGAUUGCUUGUAGUUGUAUGAAGAACCAACUUCCCUUAGACACAACACACGCUGUUUUGCUACUAUGUUCCAAUCUUACAAGAAAUCACUCUGUUGCUCUUACCUUUUAUGAUGCUGGUGGUUUAAGUUUACUUCUUUCUCUGCCAACAAGUAGCCUCUUCCCUGGGUUUGACAAUGUUGCUGCUUGUAUUGUCCGUCAUAUUCUUGAAGAUCCUCAAACUCUCCAGCAAGCAAUGGAAUCUGAGAUAAAGCACAGUCUUGUAGUUGCAUCCAACCGGCAUCCAAAUGGAAGAGUCAAUCCCCGUAAUUUCAUGUCAAAUUUAGCCUCUGUAAUUUCCCGGGAUCCAAUAGUAUUUAUGCAAGCUGCUCAAUCUGUUUGCCAAGUUGAAAUGGUGGGUGAAAGACCUUACAUUGUCUUGCUGAAAGACCGGGAUAAAGACAAAUCUAAGGAGAAAGAAAAGGAGAAGGAUAAAUCAUUGGAUAAAGACAAAGCACAGAAUAAUGAUGAGAAGGUUGGUUUGGGAAAUACAAACCUAGCUGCUUCAGGGAAUGCUCAUGGAAAAAAUCAUGAUUCAAAUUUGAAGAAUGUCAAAAGUCACAAAAAACCAAUACAAAGUUUUAUUAAUGUGGUAGAACUUCUUCUUGAAUCUAUAUGUACUUUUGUUGUCCCCCCUUUGAAGGAUGAUACUGCCCCAAGUGUCCUCCCUUGCUCCCCAACAUCAAGUGACAUGGACAUUGAUGUCUCUACAGUAAGGGGGAAAGGAAAAGCAGUUGCCACUGUGUCUGGGGGCAGUGAAACCGGCAGCCAGGAAGCUUCUGCAUCACUUGCCAAGAUAGUAUUUAUUUUGAAACUUCUGAUGGAGAUAUUGUUGAUGUAUUCGUCAUCUGUUCAUGUUCUGCUUCGACGGGAUGCCGAAAUGAGCAGCAGUAAGUCUCAUGCUGGUGUGGGAGGAAUAUUCUACCAUAUUCUUCGUAAUUUUCUUCCUUUAUCUCGAAAUUCCAAAAAGGACAAGAAAGCGGAUGGUGAUUGGAGGCAGAAACUAGCAACAAGGGCUAACCAGUUUAUGGUGGCUGCUUGUGUUCGGUCCACAGAGGCUAGGAAGAGGGUAUUUAGUGAGAUUAGUCAUAUCAUAAAUGAAUUUGUUGAUUCAUGCACUGCUGCCAAGCCCCCAGGAAAUGAAAUUCAGGUUUAUGUAGAUCUACUUAAUGAUGUUUUGGCUGCUCGCACACCUGCUGGUUCAAGCAUCUCUGCAGAGGCCUCUGCCACGUUCAUGGAUGCUGGUCUGAUUAAAUCGUUCACUCGGACUCUCCAAGUUUUGGACUUGGACCAUGCUGACUCAUCUAAAGUUGCUACUGGUGUUAUCAAGGCUCUUGAGUUGGUAACCAAGGAACAUGUUCAUUCAGUUAAUUUGAGUGCAGGGAAGGGUAAUAAUCCAGAAAAACCUUCUGAUCCUAGUCAACCUGAAAGAAUAGAUAAUACUGGUCACAUAUCUCAGUCCAUGGAAAUGACAUCUGAAGGAAAUCAUGAUACUAUUCAAGCUGAUCAUGUUGGGUCUUACAACGUGACUCAUGGUGGGUCUGAAGCUGUAACUGAUGAUAUGGAACAUGAUCAAGAUCUUGAUGAGGGCUUUGCUCCUGCUAAUGAGGAUGAGUACAUGCAUGAAACUGCUGAGGAUGCUAGAGAUCAUGAGAAUGGAAUUGAAAGUCUGGGGCUACGAUUUGAAACCCAAUCCCAGGGCCAAGAAAAUCUUGAUGAUGAUGAUGAUGAGGAGGGUGACAUGUCUGGUGAUGAGGGUGAAGAUGUAGAUGAAGAUGAUGAGGAACAUAAUGAUUUAGACGAUGAAGCGCAUCACAUGCCACAUCCUGACACAGAUCAUGAUGAUCAUGAGAUUGAUGAUGAUGAUGAUUUUGAUGAAGUGAUGGAGGAAGAGGAUGAUGAGGACGAAGAUGAUGAAGAUGGGGUUAUACUUAGGCUUGAGGAGGGCAUUAAUGGUAUAAAUGUGUUUGACCAUAUUGAGGUCUUUGGAAGAGAUAAUAAUUUUCCAAAUGAAGCUCUUCAUGUGAUGCCAGUUGAAGUUUUUGGAUCUAGACGUCCAGGGCGGACCACAUCUAUUUACAACCUUUUGGGGAGAACGGGUGAUAACGCUACACCUUCACACCAUCCACUUUUAGUUGGGCCUUCUUCCUCAUUCCACCCAUCUACUGGGCAAUCAGAUGGUAUAACUGAAAACUCAAUUGGUUUGGAAAAUAUCUUUCGAUCACUGAGGAGUGGACGUCAGGGACACCGUUUGAACUUGUGGAGUGAUAAUAACCAGCCAAGCGGCAGGUCAAACACUGAUACUGUACCACAGGGCCUUGAGGAGUUACUUAUCUCUCAAUUGAGGCCACCUUCCCCUGAAAAAUCAUCUGAUAAUAAUGUCGCAGAAGCAGGUCCUCAAAGUCAAGUUGAGGUCAGCGAGGUGCACGAUUUAGGAGGAUCAAGUCUACAAACCCCUGUUGAAAAUAAUGCAAUUCAGGAAGGCGAUACAGUGACUCCUGCAUCAGUUGAUGGGGAUAUUAACAAUGCUGAUAUCAGACCGUCGGUAAAUAUAUCUCUGCAAGCUGACGUAUCAAGCACUCACUCACAGGCAGUUGAGAUGCAGUUUGAGCAUCAUGAAGCAGCUGUGCGGGAUGUUGAAGCUGUGAGCCAGGAGAGUGGUGGUAGUGGGGCAACUUUUGGUGAAAGUCUUCGUAGCCUAGAUGUUGAGAUUGGAAGUGCUGAUGGCCAUGAUGAUGGUGGAGAUAGGCAUGUUCCUGCUGAUAGGAUUGUAGGUGAUUCACAGGCUAUACGCACAAGAAGAGCAAGUGCGCCCUUUGGUCAUUCUUCUCCUGUAGGCGGGAGAGAUGCAUCCCUCCACAGUGUUACUGAAGUUUCUGAAAAUUCAAGCCGAGAAGCAGAUCAAGAUGGUCCAGCAGCUGAGCAGCAGGUGAACAGUGAUGCCGCAUCAGGAGCAAUUGAUCCUGCCUUUCUGGAUGCUCUUCCUGAGGAGCUGCGUGCUGAAGUCCUCUCUGCUCAGCAGGGUCAAGUGGCUCAACCAUCAAAUGCUGGGUCUCAAAACACUGAUAUUGAUCCAGAAUUCCUUGCAGCUCUUCCCCCAGAUAUUCGAGCAGAAGUUCUUGCUCAACAGCAAGCACAGAGGUUACAUCAAUCUCAGGAGUUGGAAGGGCAACCUGUUGAAAUGGAUACAGUGUCAAUAAUUGCAACGUUUCCUUCAGAAUUACGAGAAGAGGUUCUUUUAACAUCAUCUGAUGCUGUCCUUGCCAACCUUACUCCCGCUCUUGUUGCUGAGGCAAAUAUGCUGCGUGAGAGGUUUGCACAUCGACAUAGUCAUACCCUCUUUGGAAUGUAUCCUGGAAGCCGGAGAGGUGAGACUUCUAGACGUGGUGCAGAUAUUGGUUCUAGCCUAGGUGCUGCAGGGAGAAGCAUUAUGGCACGCAGGUCUGGUGGAGCUAAGGUUGUUGAAGCUGAUGGGGCCCCUCUAGUUGAUUCCGAAGCUUUGCAUGCUAUGAUUCGGUUAUUUCGCAUAGUUCAGCCUCUAUAUAAAGGUCAAUUGCAGAGGCUUCUUCUGAAUCUUUGUGCCCAUAGUGAAACCAGAACAUCUCUGGUGAAGAUUUUGAUGGACUUGCUAAUCCUUGACGUAAGAAAGCCUGCCAGUUAUUUUAGUGCUGUUGAGCCUCCUUACAGACUAUAUGGUUGUCAGAGCAAUGUAAUGUACUCUCGUCCUCAAUCAUUUGAUGGAGUUCCCCCAUUGCUCUCUCGGCGAGUACUUGAAACUCUCACGUAUCUUGCUCGUAAUCAUCCAUAUGUGGCAAAAUUUCUACUUCAGUUUAAGCUGCAUCUUCCUGCAUUUAUAAAACCAGAUAAUGCUGAUAUUGGACGUGGCAAAGCUGUGAUGGUUGUUGAAGAUGAAGCAAACAUAGGUGAAGAUAAUAGAGGAUACAUAUCCGUUGCAAUGCUUUUGAGUCUCUUGAAACAACCCCUUUAUUUGAGGAGCAUAGCCCAUCUUGAGCAGUUGCUAAAUUUAUUGGAUGUUAUCAUCGAUAGUGCCAGAAGCAAGUUUAGCUCAUCUAAAAAAUCCCAUAUUUCUACUGAGCCUGUAUCGGCUCCACAAAUCUCUGCGAUGGAGGCUGAUGCAAAUACAGAUUCUGUUAUUUCUUCUGGUUUGGAUGCAUGUCCUGUUGUGGAUGAUUCCUCCAAAUCCACAUCCUCUGGUAGCAAGGAAUGUGAUACUCUGCAAGUAUUGAGUAAUCUGCCACAAGCGGAACUUCAGCUCCUGUGCUCAUUGCUAGCACUAGAAGGUUUGUCGGAUAGUGCAUAUGUUCUUGUUGCGGAGGUCAUGAAGAAACUGGUGGCCAUUGCUCCAGUCCACUGUCGGCUUUUUGUCUCUCAUCUGGCAGAAGCAGUUCGAAACUUGACUUCAUCUGCAAGGGCUGAGUUACACACUUUCAGCGAACCAAUGAAAGCUCUUCUUAGUACUCCAUCUUCUGAUGGUGCUGCAAUUUUGAGAGUUUUGCAAGCCUUGAGUUCCCUUGUCACCUCGUUGGCUGGGAAAGAAAAUGAUGGAGUGACACCUACUCUUUCGGAGGUUUGGGAAAUCAAUUCAGCUUUGGAGCCCUUGUGGCUGGAGCUGAGCUGUUGCAUAAGCAAGAUAGAGUCCUAUUCUGAGUCAGCAUCUGAUUUCUUUACGUCUUCUAGAACAUCUGUGCCUAAACCAUCCAGUGCCACGCCUCCACUUCCACCUGGUUCUCAAAAUAUCUUACCAUACAUUGAAUCUUUCUUUGUAGUUUGUGAGAAGCUGCAUCCUGCACCGUCUGGUGCUAAUCACGACACUGGUAUUCCUGUUAUUUCUGAGGUUGAAGAUUCCUCUACAUCUAGUACUCAACAGAAAACAUCUGGACCUGCUGCCAAAGUAGAUGAGAAACAUGCUGCUUUUGUCAAGUUUUCAGAAAAGCACAGGAAGCUACUAAAUGCUUUUAUCAGGCAAAAUCCAGGAUUGCUUGAGAAAUCUUUUUCCCUCAUGCUGAAGAUUCCCAGGUUUAUUGAUUUUGAUAACAAGCGCUCCCACUUCCGAUCAAAAAUUAAACAUCAGCAUGACCAUCACCACAGCCCGCUAAGAAUAUCAGUAAGAAGGGCAUAUGUUUUAGAAGAUUCUUAUAACCAGCUUCGCAUGAGAUCAACUCAAGAUUUGAAGGGAAGGUUGGCUGUUCACUUCCAAGGGGAAGAAGGUAUUGAUGCAGGUGGGCUUACAAGGGAAUGGUAUCAACUGUUGUCUAGGGUUAUUUUUGAUAAGGGAGCACUGCUUUUUACCACAGUGGGAAAUGAUUCAACAUUUCAGCCAAACCCUAACUCUGUAUACCAAACAGAACAUCUAUCUUAUUUUAAAUUUGUUGGUAGAGUGGUUGGUAAAGCAUUAUUUGAUGGUCAACUCUUGGAUGUCCAUUUUACUCGGUCAUUCUACAAGCACAUUCUAGGGGCCAAGGUUACAUACCAUGAUAUUGAAGCCAUAGAUCCUGACUAUUUCAAAAAUUUGAAAUGGAUGCUCGAGAAUGAUAUUAGUGAUGUUCUGGAUCUUACGUUCAGCAUUGAUGCAGAUGAGGAAAAGUUGAUCUUAUAUGAACGAACAGAAGUGACUGAUUACGAGUUGAUUCCUGGUGGACGAAAUACUAAAGUUACUGAGGAGAAUAAGCAUAAAUAUGUUGAUUUGGUUGUUGAGCAUCGGUUGACCACCGCUAUUCGACCUCAAAUAAAUGCUUUCUUGGAAGGGUUCAAUGAAUUAAUUUCCAGGGAGUUGAUAUCUAUUUUCAACGACAAAGAGCUGGAACUAUUAAUCAGUGGACUUCCUGAUAUUGAUUUGGAUGACUUGAGAGCAAAUACAGAGUAUUCUGGAUAUAGUACUGGAUCACCCGUUAUCCAAUGGUUUUGGGAGGUUGUUCAAGGUUUCAGCAAAGAAGACAAGGCUAGGCUGUUGCAGUUUGUGACCGGCACAUCCAAGGUGCCCCUCGAGGGCUUUAGUGCGCUUCAAGGAAUUUCAGGCUCCCAGAAGUUUCAGAUACACAAGGCAUAUGGAAGUAUUGAUCACUUGCCUUCUGCUCACACGUGUUUUAAUCAAUUAGAUUUGCCUGAGUAUCCAUCUAAGCAACAUUUGGAAGAGAGGUUACUGCUUGCGAUUCAUGAAGCAAAUGAGGGAUUUGGAUUUGGUUAACAUUUUUGUGUUUUUUUUUUGGGGUGGGGGUAGGGGAUACAAAAUACUGUAUUACUUUUUAGGUUAGCAGCUAUUUUAUUAUAACAUGUGAAUAUGCUGUACAGAUCCUAUAUUUGCAAGGGGGAAAUGCCUUUGGCAGUUUUUCAGUUA
Lotus japonicus is the source of this 11346-nucleotide messenger RNA. Its product is annotated as E3 ubiquitin-protein ligase UPL1-like. Gene Ontology annotation, biological process: positive regulation of protein catabolic process; proteasome-mediated ubiquitin-dependent protein catabolic process; protein polyubiquitination. Gene Ontology annotation, molecular function: ubiquitin-protein transferase activity; protein binding. The transcript is spliced from 17 exons. The record is from RefSeq and is a predicted model, not a curated record. Lineage: Eukaryota; Viridiplantae; Streptophyta; Magnoliopsida; Fabales; Fabaceae. The coding region runs from base 238 to 11196 and encodes 3652 amino acids.